AUGCUUGCCCAGGCAGACACCGGCGCCAUGCCCAAUGAGCCUUGCCCCAAUAUCCCCGACGAACCCACGGCCACCCCGGACCCCACCGCCCCCGACGACGUCCCUGCCGUUCCUGCCGCGCGUCCGUACGACUUCCCCUACGAAGUCAAAGAGGUCAUCGUGAAGCACUUCGACGUAAACACCGACCGCGCGACCUUCCUUUCCCUCCUCCGCGUCUCUGAGGCAUGGUGGUAUGCGGCGACGCGGUACCUGUAUCGACGCGUCGAGCUCACCGCCGGCGGCGUGGUGCGAUUCCUGCGCGCCGCCUACAACCACGACAACGAGUACUUGUUCCCGUACCCCUUCCGCAGUGAGCGCACACGCCUCGCCGUUUCUCUGGUCCGGCACCUCUCCCUAUGCGACAUAGAUCUUGGGUCAGUGGUCGCCAUGUACCGCGCCUGCACGCCAGGCAUUGUGCUCUUCCCCGCCGUGACAUCCGUACACUUGCACUUCUCCCGGAUCAGGAGCGGGACGAGUCACAGGCAGAAGGUGUUGUUCCGUCUAGCCCCCGGUACCUUCAUGUUCAACGAGAUUGACAUAUGUGGGUGGGGGGCGCACGUGAAUGAGGUCAUGCACAACCUUCCGGUAGUGUCGUACCGCAGCCUCAAUGUCCACCUGGCACUCGAGCCUUGGAGGGGGUUGCCCCUAUGGAGGUUCACCUGGCCCACUGCUACAUGGGACAACACGUCGCUUGUCAACUGGUUCCAAGUCCUCACACUCGAUGACGCGUCCAACCCGCCGCAGACAGUCAACGGACCGAAAACUCUUGGCCUCCCGGUUGGUGCUCCGCACGUUAAGAGCUUGGUGACGCUACAGGGAGCCGUCGACCUCGAUCAACGCCCCAACAUGUGGCAUCACUCCGGCAGUUGGCUUGCAAUGGUCGGCGCGAGGACUAGCUAUCCUCUCACAGUUGGGCCUUGGGAUCUCAACCCCACGAGUGAAAUCCAAUAUCGUCUCGACACGCCCGAGCACGAACACCCUCCCUGCGUAGUGUGUGGCGCCAAGACCGAGUUGGCGGACCGUAACAUUGGUCACACCUUCACCAAGACCUCCUAA
Molecule: messenger RNA, 1095 nt
Organism: Vanrija pseudolonga
Lineage: Eukaryota; Fungi; Basidiomycota; Tremellomycetes; Trichosporonales; Trichosporonaceae
Exons: 1
Coding region: 1-1095 (364 amino acids)
Source: RefSeq, a predicted model, not a curated record